Molecule: messenger RNA, 3492 nt
Organism: Caenorhabditis bovis
Lineage: Eukaryota; Metazoa; Nematoda; Chromadorea; Rhabditida; Rhabditidae
Source: the annotation of a GenBank genome assembly
AUGAGCGGCACGCCGGCUGCUGAAACACCCGCAAAGGAAGAGGAAAUUCAACACCGGCCGGAAUCGCCGCCGCUAGGACUUUUGGAUCCUGCUAGAAUACAAAACCCGCUAGCGGAUCAGCUACCGACCUCGCAACCCCCAUCAGUGCCACCUCAGUCUCAACCUCAACAGCAGCCUUCACAGCAACCUCCACAGCAGCAAGAACCUCAACAACAGUCUCAGACGCAGCAACAAGCACAACAACAACCGCAACAAACUCUUCCAGUAACAUCCCAGUCACAGCAACCACAACAGCCUCAGCAACAACCACCACCGCAGCAACCACAGCAACAACCACCGGAUGGCUUUGUAAUACCUGAACCCAGGCAGCAGCCCUGGCAGCGAACUCCUUCAAUGAGUCCAGCAAUGGGAUACGGAGCCCCAGCAACAGGUGGCACAAAUACAAGUGGACAGCGAAGCGGCAACGCUACUCCACAGCAUCAACAGCAACCGCAGCCUCAGAAUCCGUCGGUUUCGAUGUCGAUGCCCAAUCAAUCGCCGAUGCAACAGCAUCAAAUGCAGCCUAAUCAAGGGAUGCCGCAGCAAGGAAUACCAAAUCAGGGAAUGCCGCAGCAAGGUAUACCAAAUCAGGGAAUGCCGCCGCAAGGGAUGCCCAAUCAGGGGAUGCCUAAGCAAGGGAUUCCAAACCAAGGAAUGCCGAAUCAAGGGAUUCCUAAUCAAGGAAUGCCGAAUCAAGUGAUGCCUAAUCAAGGAAUGCCGAAUCAAGGGAUGCCUAAUCAAGGAAUGCCCAAUCAAGGAAUGCCGAACCAAGGGAUGCCCCAACAGAGUAUGCAGCAGGCAGGAAUGCAACCUGGAAUGCAACAACCGCAAAUGGGUCAACAUAUUCCAAAUCAAUUUGUGCAUGGAAGUCCGGCACAGCCGAUGACGCCAUCAAAUCCUGGCGUUCCACCGGGAUCCGCUGGUGGAACACCUGGAAUUUUAUGUUCUACGAAAAAAUUGUUUUCGUAUUUUUUGGCAAGAAAAAGAAACGGAGUUGCGAAAACCGAUCGUGUUGCGAGUAUCUUCAACAGAAUGUAUGCUGCCGCUCAGGCCGCUAGACAAGCUGCGAUGCCUCAACAACGCCCACAAAUGCAUCAAGUACAGCAGCAGCGGGUUCCAGUGCCCUAUCCGACUGGCUAUGCACAGCCGAUGACACCUGGAGGACUUACUUCAGGGUCUAUGCCGCCUGGAUAUGCGGUAGGACCACAGCAGCAAGGUGGACCUCAGCCGGCGCAAAGAACAACGCCGGUUGGUGGAAAUACGCAACAACAGCAGCAGCCGCCGCCUCCACAGCAACAACAACAACAACAAUCUCAGCCACAGCAAAUUCAACGGCCACAAUACCCACCGGGUACGGUAGCGCAGCCUGGACCUUAUCCAUAUCCUCCAGGACAUAUGACGCCAACUGGACAGCAGUACCCGCAGGGUCCUUUUACCUCACCGGUUCAUCAAAUGUAUGGAAGACCACCGCCGGCUGGACAACCGAUGAGGCAGUAUAUCUCACCGCAGGGAGCACAACCAACACCAACUACACCGCAUGGACGAUUUUCCGCCCAACAACAACAACAGCAGCAGCAAGCAGCGGCUUCUCCACACUACGGCGCUCCGCAAUCGGUCGUUCCUCCUCAACAUCCGGAUCUUCGGUCUCCGAACCUAAUGUCGCCCAAUCAACCGCCGCCACAGACUGUCAAUCAGGUGUUGCCGCGAGUGAUUGGCGAAAUGUCGGUUCAAGUAGUGCGAGGUCGACCGCCAAUGCCGAUGCAUGGUCCGCCAAUACCGGCGCCAUACCAGUAUAGAACACAUGAUCCGAGUAUAUUCCCAAUUACGCCGGAUUUGUUCUUGAUUGGAUGUGUUUUCCAUAUUUUUGAAGUUGAAAAAUUGAUAAUGGACAAAUUGGAUCUGCAUAAUAUCAUUUUUGCAAUAAAAUAUCAUGGAGGAGAAGUUGAUUUUAGUCCGAAAACGUAUAAUGAGAAGCAUCCAAUAGUUACUCACGUCAUUAUUGAAUCUUAUCGAAUGCCUUAUGCGAGACCUUUUCUUGAACACCGUAAACGAUUGGUGACUCUUCAAUGGCUCAUGGAUGUGCUAAUGAAGCAGAAAAUCGAGGUCCCCUGGAAAUUGUGUCAUUUACCAGGACCAUUUACUGAUGGCUUCCGGCCGUAUGCCGGUAAACUCUUUGCAUUGGCUGGAUUCGAUGAAAGUGAGAGACCGGCAUUGCAUUUUAUGGCUGAAGCGAUGGGAGCCAAGAUUUCGCCGUUCUUUUCGAGACACAACGAUUUGCUAAUUGCGAAAAAUGGAGCUAACAUGAAAGUAGAGAAGGCUCGAGAAUGGGGUGUGCAAGUUGUCACUUACCAAUGGCUUGCUGAUGCUUAUGUGUGCGGAAGUGCGAAUCCUAGCGAACGACCGCCACCCGAUAGUCAGAGAUAUCAAUUUGGACAACCUUGUUCGGAGAUCAAUCAGCCGCCAAAUAUGCUUGAAAUGAUCUCACCGGAUAUUAAGAACCUUUUAAAUGCCUGGAAACAUGCGGUAAUAACAGCAGAUGAGCACAUGAUGCGAGCAACCGACAAUCGCGUGCGAUUGACGAACGAUGAAAUGCAAUUCCCGAAUAAUCGAUUCAUUUCACAAGCUCCGCCGCCGACUGAUGAGGAGCUCGCUGCUGCGCAGAUUCGCAAUGAGCAGUAUCGCAAAAAGUAUGAGGAAUAUAUGGAGAGUUUCACGAAAAACGACACGAAGCCGCAAUUUCCCGAAAUGAAGGCGCCGCUUAAAGUGGUUGUUUGCUUUGGAUCGGGAUUCACGCAGGAGAACUUGGAUGUUUUUACAAAGAAAGUGUUGUAUCUCGGCGGGAAAGUGUGCACAGAAGUUCGCGAUUGCACCCACUUGGUACUCAUCAAUGGGCGACGAAGUUUGAAACUUCUUGAGGGAAUCUCGUUGGGAAAGAAUAUCAUCUCUCCGGAAUGGAUAAUUGAUGGCUAUAAGAAUGGAGCAUUUAUGGAUACUCUUGAUUACUUCCUUCGUGAUGAGGAGAACGAGCGACAUUUGGGGUACUCUUGCAAGCGAAGCAUUCUUCGCGCGAGGAAUCGACCCCUGUUUGAGGAUAUUGAAUUCUAUGUGACUCAAUCGGUUCAGCCGGAUCGGCAAACGAUUUGUCGCUUGAUAGUACUUGGUGGUGGAAAGAUUCUGGAAAAGAAGCCACCAGCACAAUAUAUUGCAAGAUGUAUCGAGACCGAUCAGCCGCUUCUUGUGAUUUCGUGUGAUGUUGAUAUUCGGACGUUGUCUUACCUCACUGAUUGCAAUUAUCCCGUUUAUAAUGGCGACCUCGUUCUACUCUCUGUUCUACGUCAAAGUCUCGACCUACAUCCGGCAUUCCGUGUUGCUGUUCAACCGCGUUUCUCACAUCCGCAGAUCCCUCCGCGCGCACUCGCGAGCAAUCGCGCCCCGCUUUCCCAAAAUUGCUAG